ACGCGCGCACCGGGAGCCGCUCGGCCGUACCGGCGGAGCCGCCGCCGCCGCCGCCGCCAACCCCCGCCCCGGGGGCGGCUGCCCCGGCGGAGCCUCCAUCUGCAGCCCGGCGGCGGAGCGGGAACAUGGCGGACCUGGAGGCGGUGCUGGCCGAUGUCAGCUACCUGAUGGCGAUGGAGAAGAGCAAGAGCACCCCGGCGGCCAGGGCCAGCAAGAAGAUCACCCUGCCCGAGCCCAGUAUCCGCAGUGUUAUGCAGAAAUACCUCGAGGAAAGGGGUGAAUUAACCUUCGACAAGAUCUUUCAUCAGAAAAUUGGAUUUUUGCUCUUUAAAGACUAUUGCAUGAAUGAGAUCGAUGAAGCUGUCCCUCAGCUGAAGUUCUAUGAGGAGAUCAAGGAGUACGAGAAGCUGGACUCGGAGGAGGAGCGGCUGUCGCGGAGCCGGCAGAUCUACGACACCUACAUCAUGAAGGAGCUGCUCUCCUGUUCCCACCCUUUCUCAAAACAAGCUGUAGAUCAUGUACAAACACAUUUAGCCAAGAAACAAGUGCCAGCCAGCCUUUUCCAGCCAUAUAUAGAAGAAAUUUGUGAUAGUCUCCGAGGAAAAAUAUUUCAAAAAUUUAUGGAAAGUGACAAGUUUACUAGAUUUUGUCAAUGGAAAAAUGUAGAGCUAAAUAUUCAUCUGACCAUGAAUGAUUUUAGUGUACAUAGAAUAAUAGGAAGAGGGGGAUUUGGUGAAGUGUACGGCUGCAGAAAAGCAGAUACUGGAAAAAUGUAUGCAAUGAAAUGUUUAGAUAAGAAGAGAAUUAAGAUGAAGCAAGGAGAAACAUUAGCCUUAAAUGAAAGAAUUAUGCUGUCUCUUGUCAGUACAGGAGACUGUCCUUUUAUAGUCUGUAUGACCUAUGCCUUCCACACCCCUGACAAGCUCUGCUUCAUUCUGGACCUCAUGAAUGGAGGAGAUUUGCACUACCACCUCUCCCAGCAUGGAGUGUUUUCUGAAAAAGAGAUGAGGUUUUAUGCUACUGAAAUCAUCCUGGGGUUAGAGCACAUGCACAAUCGCUUCGUGGUGUACAGAGACCUGAAGCCUGCAAAUAUCUUGCUGGAUGAACAUGGGCACGUGAGGAUAUCAGACCUUGGGCUGGCUUGUGACUUUUCCAAAAAGAAGCCACAUGCCAGUGUAGGAACCCACGGGUACAUGGCCCCCGAGGUGCUGCAGAAGGGCACAGCCUACGACAGCAGCGCCGACUGGUUCUCCCUGGGCUGCAUGCUCUUCAAGCUGCUGAGGGGGCACAGCCCUUUCAGGCAGCACAAAACCAAAGAUAAGCACGAGAUCGACCGGAUGACGCUCACGGUGAACGUGGAGCUCCCGGAUUCCUUUUCUCCUGAGCUGAAGUCCCUUCUGGAAGGGCUCCUGCAGCGGGAUGUGAGCAAGAGGCUUGGAUGCCAAGGAAGAAGCGCACAAGAAGUAAAGGAACAUCCUUUCUUCAAAGGCAUUGAUUGGCAACAAGUCUAUUUACAGAAGUACCCUCCUCCCCUGAUUCCUCCCCGGGGAGAAGUCAAUGCAGCAGAUGCUUUUGAUAUUGGCUCGUUUGAUGAAGAGGACACUAAAGGCAUUAAGUUGCUUGAUAGUGACCAGGAGUUAUAUAAGAACUUCCCUCUGGUAAUAUCGGAGCGUUGGCAGCAAGAAGUAGCAGAAACUGUUUAUGAUGCAGUAAAUGCAGACACAGAUAAAAUUGAGGCCAGAAAAAGGGCUAAAAAUAAGCAGCUUGGCCACGAGGAAGAUUAUGCCCUGGGCAAGGACUGUAUCAUGCAUGGCUACAUGCUGAAGCUGGGGAACCCCUUCCUGACUCAGUGGCAGCGGCGUUACUUUUACCUCUUCCCCAACCGGCUGGAGUGGCGAGGAGAAGGAGAGUCCCGGGACCUCUGGACUAUUUAUACAAAAAAACACAAACUGCAAAACCUGCUGACAAUGGAACAAAUAGUAUCUGUUGAAGAAACACAAAUUAAAGAUAAGAAAUGCAUCUUACUGAGAAUUAAAGGAGGAAAACAGUUUGUCCUACAGUGUGAGAGCGACCCCGAGUUUGUUCAGUGGAAGAAAGAGCUGACAGAGGCUUUCACCGAGGCGCAGAGGUUGCUGCGCCGGGCUCCGAAGUUCCUCAAUAAAUCCCGCUCCACAGUCGUAGAGCUCUCGAAGCCCCCGCUCAGCCACAGGAACAGCAACGGGCUGUAGGAGACACCGACCACGUUCCCACGGGGAGAGCUGCUUGGUGAACCUGCAGAGUGUCCCGAAUCCUUGUGAACGAAUGACUUUGUGCAGCCCUGGAGGCGGGAUGCGCUGGCGGGAGGAGGAAUUCGAUGUUUACAGCGUGGGGCCACGUCAGGACUCUGUCUCCGGCGGCGGGGGGACCCUGCCCCAAGCGGGUCACCGGGCGGAGAGGCUGCUCCUUGUCCCACGCGUCCCCAACCCCGGCGGGGCCCGGCUGAGCUCCGUCCCUCUGGAACUACUGAUGGAAGGAAGAGGCUUUGUGUCCCCGCCGCGGGGGUGGCGCGGGUGCUGCUGGCUGGGUGACACUCCCGCGGUGACACCGAGGGAGCCGGAGCUGCCGCCCGGCCGUGGUGGGUGCCUGCCCCUCGCUCUGUCGUGUUGCCGUGUCCUUCCCGACCAUUACUGCUGACUCUCUGAUAACCUUGCUCCAUACUGCUGAUGAUCAACAGUGUGACUCUGAUGCACUUCAAAGUACUGAAUUCUUAACUGUCCUGUGGUUUAAGUGUUAUUGCUACUUCAUGGGAGCGUUGAACUCGAAUUAUUCCCUGGGUUUGUUGUACUCACUAAUAGUAGCUACCACCGUUUUGCUUCUUCUACGUAUAUGCAGUACUAUAACUGACACAAUAGAGUAAUAAUUGGUGAAGAGGAAUUUAUGGUAGCUUCAUCUAGUGCUCUGUUGUAUAAAUCGACUAUUUUAGCACAGUUUUUAAAGAGCAGAUUCCUUUUGACAAGUUUACAGUGAACAUAAAAGACAGUUCUUUUCCAUUUCAGGUCAACUGCACUUUUUAAAAAAAAAAUUAAAAAGAAAUUAUUCAAAUCCAGUGCAUUGUAGAGCAUGUGCUGGGUUCUGGUGUGUGUGGGUACCUCGGUACGUAUCCCAGAUCACUCCUCAGCCCUGGGACUCGGGAUCCUCCUCUGCUGUACACAGGUGUGUUCCCGUAGCAUAGAAAUCCCCAAAAAUCCCCAGUUCCCCCUGGAGCCAGGCCCAGGAGGUUCAUGCACAUAUCACAGCUUGGCUUGGGAAAGGAUCUCUCAUUUUCUGUUCUGAAGAGUUCAAACUGCCCACAGUGAAGGCAGUGUGAUAAAACUGAGCGUGGAGCUGACAGAAUGAGCUGAUCAAAUGGUUUCUGUUAAUUCUACCUGAGGCAUCAAGUGUGCUGGGUGGAAAGCCUUGCUUGAAGGAAAGAUCUCAUCCUGAGCUGUCCCACAGCUUCAAGCUGGGCCUUGCCCUGGGUGUUGUGGUGGUUUGUAAGAGAGAGGUCAGGGCUGAACUUCAGCUGUUUUCCCAAUUCAGUGAACGGCUUAGAGAAGAUUUUUCUUCCCAGCUACAGAGGUACAACUCUCACAGUCCCUGAAGAUAGUGGAGCUGUGCCUGUGUAAGUGGGAGUAGAAAUCGUGCGUGGUUUGUCGAGCGUGUGUGGCUGUCAGAGUUCCUUGGAGAAAAGUAGUAAAAGUGGCUCUGUUUGCUUCUGCAUGGGAGCUGGGUUUGCUGCACAGCUUGUACAAACCCUGGCUGACCACCUGGGGCUGCACCAAAGGGAAAAUGCAUUCUGGAAAAUACCCCUGAGAAAGUGGUUUCUUUCCAUGAUUUCCCCCCCCCUCCACCCCUAUUUAUUUUCCCAAUUAUUCUGUGUAAACAGCACCAGCCUCUCUGUUAUUCCUCAGAGCAUCUCAGCUCCUCUGUAAGGAGCAGUGUCAGAGGUGGUUGGUCAGAGGUUGGACUUGAUGAUCUUGGAGGUCUUUUCUGACCUAAAAUAAUUCCAUGAUUCUUUGUGUGGUAUUUAUAAUGUGUUCGGGAUAAAAAUGUCUCAUCCCGCUGGUGGUGGUUCAGCUUUCCCUACAAUACCAUGCAAUGCUCGUGUUUUUCUCCUUGAUUUAGAAAAAAGCCCUUGGAUUGUGUUAAAACCUUCUCACAGUUCUUGUGUAACUUGUUUUUACUUUCUGAGUCCCUGCUCAGUCCCAUUCUUCUCCUUCAGUUAUUUUCCAUGGCUGGAUUUCACUCUCACUCCGUGUCAGCAGAUUGCGGUGCCGAUGUCAGUGAGGGAGGAGCAGGUCAUCAGCUGGGAAAUUGUGCCUCAAACCCAGAGAUUUUAUAUGAAAUGAAGGCUGUAUAUUGUCUUAGGGAAAUAAAUUUAUUUUGAAAUGUGAAGGAUUUAGAGUGGCCCUGGAAUAUCCUCAUUAUGGUGCCCCAUCCAACCUCCAGUGGGAGGGGCAGGAAAAGAUUUGGAUUUCUUCAGCCAGCUGUGAUUUAUUGACAAUUGAAAAUAGCUUUAUUUUUGUGACUUGUAUCUAACUGUGCAGCUAGGAGAGGAGAGGUUAUCACAGUGACAAACUCCUGAAUGAAGGUGGGUUCCCUGUAAUAAAUGGGGCUCUGUGUGGAAAAGUGACUGGAUGUGUGGAGGGAGAGCUGGAAUUGCACUCUCCAAACCAAAAAGUCCUAGAUACUGCCCCAGUCUGUUCCUUCUUGGUUUAGGAACCAGAGUCUCUGAAGUUUUUGUAUUGGACAAAGAUUCCUGGUAGUGUUAAUUUGCAGGAAGGUUUUUGGCUGUGUGAUUAGGAUCCCUUGUUUAUUUGCUAAUUAUUUUGCAAAUUCAUGAAACCGUUAAAGGAGCGUUUACUGUGGGGUGUUUUUUGUGGUUUUUUUUUGUUUGUUUGUUUUGGUUUUUUUUCCAAUCCUUCAUCCAAGUGUUGGCCAUCCACUUCUCCAAGCGUAAAUCUUCUUCCUCUUUGUUGUGUCUGAGCUUUUUGUGUUCUUGUCCCUGGUCCAGCAGAGCCAGCAGGCUGCAGGCUCACGGGUCCUUCCCAAAGUGCUGCUGUGAGAGAAGCUGGAGUAAUGCUGGAGUGCAUCCAGCUGGGAUUGACAUUCCUGGUAUGUUCCCCCACCCCCCAGCAGGCUUCAAAAACUCUUGGAGCAGGCUAAUAAUAGCUGGAAGUGUGUCUGGAAGGGAAGCCUGGCAGGUAGGGAGAGAGCAGCUUUGGGGACAGAGCUCGGCUUAGUCACAUUCGAGUUUUCCUCAAUUUCUUGGGGCUGCCCUGAGCAGAGACAGGAGUUGGACCCUGGUGAUCCUUUUGGGUCCCUUCCAGCUCAGGAUAUUCUGUGAUUCAACACCUCCCCUUUAGAAACCCAGUGGAAGAUUUUCCUCUCCCACUUCCCUCAAGGGGGGCAAAACCUAAAAAUGGAAUUGUGAGGUCGGGUUUGGCUUUGAGAUAAAUCAGAUGUUUGCAGCCCAACGUGGAGGUGGUGGAAACACUGGUUUGUGCUAAAAAAGGCUGGUUUUGGUUGUGAUCCUGCCCAUAGUGGCCACUGGUGCCCAGAGGAGCUCUGGGGGUUGAUGUUCCCUGAGCAGGACCAGCCCUGGCAUCGUCAUCCCUUGGGUCACAGGGAAUCAGCUCGUGAGGAGUGAAAUCCCUGGAGCUCUGAGUUGCUCUUUCCCUGGCAGCUGGUCAGCUUUAGGACCAGGUUCCUUGAUCCCGUGUCCAUAUCCGUGUCCUGCAGCCCUUGGCACAGCGGUGUCACCGCCCAGCACGUGGCACUGACGUGGCUCCUCUGCCUCAGAGGUGUUUGCACCCAAAAUAUCCCCAGAGGAAGGACUCUUUGAAGUGUACAGUAGACAAUAAAUAAUUCUAGUCGUGUUGAUUAAUAUAAGGAAUGAGUCAGUUCUAUAAAUGAAAGGAAAAAAAAAUUCUGAAAAGUGUAUUUUGACAAAGCAUAGUAUUAAUUUUAAUAUUGUAAAAAAAAAAAAAAGGAAAAUAUCUAAAAUAUACAGAGAAAAUAUGUAUAUCCAAAUGUCUGAGGAGUUUCAAGAUAAUCUACUUUUGUUUUCUGUUGGUUUCUAUUCUAUGGUGUACAUAUUGUGUGGAUGGAACAUCGGCUGUUUUAAUUCUAUUGUUAAAUUGUAUUUUUAUUUUGUGUUAAACUAAUCAUCACAGACUCAGCUUUAUUUUGUUUAUGUAAAGGUUGCUAUGCUCUGUAGGUAUAAACCCGAGAAUUCUAUUUUAACAGAAAAAGCAUUUUAUAUUAUUUAUUAAAUACAUGUUUCUCCAACUUCUGACAUUCCACAGAAUUUCUGCUCCGUAUAUGUAUGGAAGUGGCAGCUCCUUUCAAGCAGGAUCAGCCAGCUUUAUUCUGUUUUUCAUGACGAAGUAGGGAUAGAUUCCCUGAGCCUGUGCAGCCCUUCACUCCCUGCACAGGUACUCCAGGCUCUCUGCUCCUGAAUGCAGAAUCACCUGGAAAACUCCUGCAAAUCCACCCCUCCAUGGGAUAUUUCCAAAUUUCUCCUUUAUCCCUCAGAAUUCCCAGAAUAAGUGUUUAUUCACAGGAGUCUGUGCUGAGUUAAAGAGAAUUAAUGACCUAAAGUGGGCCAAGGAGUCAGCGUGGGGUUUGAUCCAGCUCAGCCAUCAGGGAAUUGCAGAGCUCUGGGAAGGAGUGAGUGGAAGGAGAGUCUGGACACGGGGCUGGGCUGCAGGACCCAAAAUGUCCCCACUGGAGAUGGGUUUGGUGUUUCAGGGCAUCCCCUGAUCCCUCAGAACAGGAUCCUGAGGCAGGAGCAGUGCCUGUCCUAGAGCCAGGGCAGGACCCUGCUUGGUGUCACAUCCCAGGGGAGGAGAGGCCACCAGGGACCCUGCAGGGACCGUCCCUGGGGUGUGGGGACGGUGACACCCAGGUGACACCCAGGUGACACCCCGGCAGGACCAGGAGCUGCCUCUGCUGGGCACAUCUGGGCACAUCUGCAGAGCCAACCCCAGUGCCUCUGUCCUCAGUGAGGUACAGAAAUAGCCCUAAAUUUAUCAGGUCUCUCAGUUCCUAAAAAUAAUUCCAGUUGUGAGCAUGGGCUGUGCAGUUUGAGGAGUACUCGAGGUGUGAGAUUGUGUGCUCUCAUGGUGCUGGGGGUCUGUGCUGGUCAGGGCUGAUCCCCGUGGCACUGCUGGGUGAAAUGUGGUAUUUUCCAUUGCCACACUGUGCUGGAAUUCUCUCCUUGCUGAGGAGCUGCCUGGGGCAGGGAGGGAUCCCUGCUGUGCUCCUUAGAGCAAUCUCUGCCUUCUUUCCCAUUUCCUGCUCUGAUCCCACUGGAUUUUGGGAUGAGCUGUAGUCCAAGCUGUGCCUGGAGGGAGGGGGGAGCUGGCAGUGGGUGACACUGUGCUGGUGGCAUUGUGACUCCCUAGUGACCCCUGGAAAAGUGCCGUGGUGGGGACAGUGCUGAGACCAGGGCAGCUGGCCUGGGGUGUCCAGGCAGGGAUUUGGCAGAGAACCUGGGGACAGCUGCAGGAAGGUGGCUUUGUCCAGGGCCAGGUUGGUCUGGGUUUUGUGUGACACGCUGUGUUUCCAGGCUGGAAAAGGAGAUGGGCUGGGAAGAGGCUUUCCUGUUGGUAGCAGGCAUCUUCUCCUCAGGGAAAGGGAGAGAGCAGGCAGUGGGUGAGAUGGCACAAAAAAAAACGUGUGUGAAAAACAGAAUAAAGCAGGAGCAUCCUCGGAGAGGGGAUUUGUGAGCGCUUCUAGUGCCUCACUAGGUCCUUUAAAGCAAAAAGGAGCAGAUUCACACGAACAGCUACUCGCCAUGAAGGAAACGAUCGAAAGAGAACCUGUCCAAAAUGUGUAAUUAAUGGUAAGCAAAGCCAGGAUCUGUAAAUAACUUUAGAUAUUGUAUCGAUGAGAUCAUUCCUUGUUUUAUGUACUUGGCUCUUUCCAUAUUUAUUGUGGGGAGGGGGGUCCCGGUGCCUGUGAGCUGUGGCCUCGCUCCUCACGGACUGUCCCGGAGUUUACAGCCCCGUGGUGGCGGGUGUGCCACACUCGGUUCUUGCCGCCAGUAUUUUUUUAAGGGAUUAUUUUGGCACAGCUAAGCUGCUUCUGUGUGUUGGUCAGUACAACUGCUCUCCUACGACCAGACCCCAAUAAAAACCGUCCUUUGCGUGUGU
Messenger RNA from Lonchura striata (white-rumped munia), 8177 nucleotides. Lineage: Eukaryota; Metazoa; Chordata; Aves; Passeriformes; Estrildidae. The record is from RefSeq and is a predicted model, not a curated record.